UCCGCUAGAAGGUGUUUGUGAAAUUCGCGAUUAUCCGACCGUCACAGCGGGAGAGAAGCUUCGUUGAAGUGAAUCAUUCGAUAGCGUGCUUAUAACCUCCCGGCUUUGUUAAAUUGUGUAGAUGUGAUAGAGAAAUCAAAUAUCAAACAAAGAACAUUAAAAUUGCAUUAUGCUUGAGAAUUCGUGGGUGACCGUUAAACAAGCGGCCGAUGAAAACAGACACGAACUAGUAUUGACAGGCGCGUCUGUGUCGAGAUUGAUCGAGAAAUCAGGCCUGGAUGAGAAUUUGUUUAAUCUAUAUAAUUUGAAUUAUUUGAGUAUAACACAGACAUGUCUGCGAGAAAUACCGGACGAGAUCGAAAAAUUGACAAAUCUCACGGUUUUAGUAUUGCAUUCGAACGAGAUCAACCUGUUAUCGAAUGCAAUCGGCAAAUUAUCUAAAUUGAAGAUACUCGAUUGUUCAAGGAAUAAAUUGACUUCUGUUCCGCAGUCAUUAGACACGCUUCCUCAAUUAAACGCGAUGAACUUUUCCUCGAAUCUUUUGCAAUCUAUACCAUCGCAAAAUGCAAAUACUAAAUUGAGUGUCUUGAAUUUGUCAAACAAUUGUUUUGAAACCUUUCCUGAUGUCUGUUACGCAGAACUUGUACAUUUGUCAGAGAUCUUUGUUAAUGGAAAUCAAAUAACAACAAUUCCAUCUUCUAUAAGCCAGCUUCAAGCAUUGAAAAUCUUAAAUGUCGCAGAUAAUUUAAUUUCUGUUGUACCAGGUGAAUUAGCAGAUUGCAGUAAAUUGAAAGAAGUGAAUCUGAAAGGAAAUAAAUUAGCAGAUAAGAGAUUAUUAAAAUUAGUUAAUCAAUGUCGCACAAAGCAAAUACUAGAUUAUAUAAAAUUGCACUGUCCAAAGAGUGAAUUGUCUACCACAGAGGCUAAUAAAUCAAGAAAAGGAAAAAAGAAUCAGAAAUGUUCUGAAAGUGAAAAUACAGUCGACACCUUAGCACAUAAGUUGAAAGUUUUGAGAAUGGUAGAUGGUACACCAGUAAUAAAAGUUACAAAGGAAGUACAAAAAAUCAGACCUUACAUAGCUGCUUGUAUUGUGAAGAAUUUAAGCUUUACAGAGGACAGUUUCAAAAAGUUUAUUCAGCUACAGACAAAAUUACAUGAUGGAGUAUGUGAGAAAAGAAAUGCAGCUACAAUAGCGACACAUGAUUUGAAACUAAUAGUACCUGGUGACUUGACGUAUACAGCAAAGCCACCCACAGAAGUGGAAAUUAAACCUUUAAUGCGUGAGAAGACUUAUACAGGUGCAGUUUUGUUUCAACAAUUGCAAACAGAAGCUGAGAAUCUACGUAAAGAAAAGAAACGAAAUGUAUAUUCUGGGAUACACAAAUAUUUAUAUCUGCUGGAAGGUAAAUCCGUAUUUCCAUGUCUAUUGGAUUAUUGUGAACAGGUUAUAUCACUUCCACCAAUAACAAACAGUGAUAUAACAAAAAUGUCUCCAUCUACUGAAACAAUGUUUGUGGAAGUAACAAGUGCAAUAUCAUAUACAGUUUGCAGGAAUGUAUUGGAUGAAUUUUUGAAAGAAUUAAUAAUGUCAGGUUUGACUGAUUCAUCGCAGCUGAAAGAUGGUGACAAGUUGUGCAACAACUUACUUGUUGAACAAGUAAAAAUAGUUGAUUUUGAAGGAAAUCUAAAAUUAAUAUAUCCUUCAAGAGCAGAUUUGAACUCUUUAGUUGAACAUUCUAUUUCUAUAUUACGAGACUAACGAGUAACUACGAAUAUUGUUGUAAGUAUCGAUAUAUGCCAUUCACACUAUAAGUUUAAAUUAUUUAUGAAAAUUUUGAAACAAUAUUUUCAUUAAAAAAGUAACUAAAAUUUUCUGUUUGAAGAAUUUUGUUGAGAUUAAAUAAACAAGAAAGUUUUGUUUGCGAAAAAAGAAAAAGGAUUUAUGAAAAGACAUGCAUUUAUUUUUAAUCACUUAUAUGUUCUAAUAUUCUAUAUAAAAAUUUUAUCAGUUUUAAGUAAUAAAUUUCAAGUUUAUUUU
This is a messenger RNA of Linepithema humile (Argentine ant), 2038 nucleotides long. NCBI's taxonomy places the organism in Eukaryota, Metazoa, Arthropoda, Insecta, Hymenoptera, Formicidae. The record is from RefSeq and is a predicted model, not a curated record.